UCAUAUGAUCCAACUGAAAAUGUCUGACAUCGCUAAGGAUAUUGGAACAAUUUGGAAUAGACAGUUUGAUCAUAAAAGCUUUCUAUGUGGGGAAAUUCAUUUUACGUUGCAGGAAUUUGAGCUGAAAAGAGGCGAAACAGAAGUGGAUAACUUAUUUAAAGUUAUUGAAAAUAUUACCGAUAUUAAAGACACCGAAAUCGAUCGUUUUAAACAAACUGUUGAUCAAGUGUUACCGCAAACUAACAACGAGUUACAACAAGCGUUAAGUGUGUGUAGUUGUUUCGCUGAUUUGGAGAAGAAAUUUAAAGAGUGUGACCAUUUGGAAAAAACUAAACAACAAAGAAAAGCGGAUUGGGAAAGUUUUAUGGACUACAUUACCACAACGUACUCUGAAAUCAAUUCCCUAACAGAAAGUAAGGAAGAAAACCUUAAAAAAAUCUAUUUGGAGUUAGAAAAGAAACUACGCAUUUGA
Molecule: messenger RNA, 472 nt
Organism: Tribolium madens (black flour beetle)
Lineage: Eukaryota; Metazoa; Arthropoda; Insecta; Coleoptera; Tenebrionidae
Product: biogenesis of lysosome-related organelles complex 1 subunit 5-like
Exons: 4
Coding region: 5-472 (155 amino acids)
Cellular component (GO): BLOC-1 complex; transport vesicle
Source: RefSeq, a predicted model, not a curated record